UGUCGGCUGUGCAGACAAGAGAAUUUUAGUCGUUGCCCGUUAACAGCCUAACAUUUUAUUUUAAGUUAAAGAUUACAACUGUGAAGAAUUGAAAAAAUGAACGCUGCUAAAAUGUUGUGCAAUUUGCAAGCCUUCUUAAUAAGAACAAUGCACUGAUAAAUAAUUUGAUUUUCAUUAAAAAAAAAAACGGAAAAAACUGUUUAGGGAAACGGAUACAUGUAUUUUUAAUACAAUACAUUAUAAAAACAUAUGCAUGCUCAGUGGAUGAACUCUAAAAAAAAUUAAGCAGAGUGAAAAUUACAAGCAUCUAUAAAAGAUAUCCAAACAUAUAUAGCAAUGGCUCUGCCAAAAAAAAUUAAAUGUUUUAAAUAUUUGGUUUACAGUUAUGUAUUUCUCUUGGCGCUAACUGGUGCAGCUCAAAUAUUUUUGGGCACCUCGUUGCUUUGGGGUCACUCCGUUUAUUAUGGCAUUGUCCAGAAUAAGUUGUGGGCUCCAGCUGCCAUUCUCCUUUGCUUGGGACCAGUUACCUUUAUAUUAUGCUGGAUGGGCUGUCAGGCAACCAAUCAGAGAAAACGCUGUCUGCUGGGCAUGUUUGCAGCUCUUUUAGUGGCUUGUAUUUGUGUUCAGUUCAUUAUCUGUGGUUGGUCCUUGGCUAUGAGGGAGAAUAUACCCACUUCCGUUGAGCUAUUCAUCGAUGAUUCCUUUGUUGAAUUCUUAGAUAAGUUUUCACGAACUAAAGUUGACAACCUACAUUUGUGGAAUCGCAUGCAAUCUCAGUUGCAAUGCUGCGGUGUUGAUGGACCACUUGACUAUCGACGUCUAUCGCUGCCUUGGUCCUGCUGCUCUCGCCCCGAGCACGCCUACGAAUCUGCAUGUGAUACUCACUACAAGCGUGGCUGUUUGGCUGUCGUAUCAGAGCAAAUCAAAAGUCGUCUGCUGAUAACCGCAUUUGGAGCUGCCAUCAUUGCUAUUCUACAGAGUUUGGGCAUCUUUUGUGCUGUUCAUUUGACUAUAUUGUUUGGCAAGAAUGAUAAUACCCAUCCGAUGAACAUGAACCGGAAAAAGAAGCAGCAACAGUUUUUACCUCUCACCAUACAGGAUAAGAGGCAUGAUCUACCAUCGCCAAUCAAUUUAUCGCCGUCAGCACCCGGCCAGCGCGUUUUAAAAACUGCUCUGCCUCCGGCCAUGCACAAAUGACAGACGAUUAGUUUCUAAGAA
Molecule: messenger RNA, 1218 nt
Organism: Drosophila busckii
Lineage: Eukaryota; Metazoa; Arthropoda; Insecta; Diptera; Drosophilidae
Gene: TM4SF
Product: leukocyte surface antigen CD53
Exons: 6
Coding region: 337-1197 (286 amino acids)
Biological process (GO): protein maturation; protein localization to plasma membrane
Cellular component (GO): membrane
Source: RefSeq, a predicted model, not a curated record